AUGUCCGCUUCUCCUCGCCUCCCCUGGGAGCUCAUCGAGAGGGUCAUUAACCACUCUGAUGACGACCGUAGGACUGUUCGUAGCUGCUCCCGCCAGAGCAACCCGCGCCAUACAACAGAUAUCACAGUUGCAAAAGUGUGUUCAUUCAUCCGCAAGAGGACCAUAAUGGGUGGCUGUCUCUUCUUAGCUCCCGUACGUACCAACUUCGAUGAGGAAGAUGUGGAGACCGGCGAACUUAAUACAUCCCCCGAAGAAGCGGACAGCAACAGCUCUCGGUACUCUAGCAACUCUGCCUUCGGCAUACCGAAGGCACUGUUUUUCCAGGCCGCCAUCAACUAUUUUGGUUCUCUUCAGCAACAGGUCGACCAGCGCAAGGCCGCGGGUGUCGUCACCGGCUCUCGUGAGCAUUCCUCUCAAGCCAGUAUCAUCGCCGCUCCGACAGCUCCGACGGACGAGCAGGCACUUGCCGACGCGUCCACGGUCAUCGCCGCUGCUCUCCCUCUCCUUCGGAGCUGGGACAGUGACCAGGUCAUUUACCCGUCCGAGGCACGCGUGAUAGAAGAGUCCAUGGGGCGCGUCAUGGACUUCCUGGACGAGAAGUGGAAGGAGCAGCCAGGACAAUUCAGGGAAUUGCUGAAGAGGUGCGGAGAGAAUGAGACGUUCGUAAUUCAGGGCUGA
Molecule: messenger RNA, 678 nt
Organism: Dichomitus squalens LYAD-421 SS1
Lineage: Eukaryota; Fungi; Basidiomycota; Agaricomycetes; Polyporales; Polyporaceae
Exons: 3
Coding region: 1-678 (225 amino acids)
Source: RefSeq, a predicted model, not a curated record